GUGAGGAGGUGAAGUCCCGCUUACUAAACUCGUUGAGAGUUUACUACCAAUCACAGUACAGUUGUUCCAAGAGUAAGACUAAGAAUCCUUCUUCUUCGAUGCGUAGGGAAUCAUUCAUAUUAUUACUGUAUUUAAACGAUUAUUGUUUUGAUGUAAUGUAAUACAGAUACAUCAUUUUAAAUGUAUCAAUUGAGUUAAUGUGUUGUAGAUUUUAAUUUUGUGAAAGUGAAAAUAUAGAAAAAUAAACAGGAUUAAAAUCUUACCUUAAUAAAUACUUUAGUUAGUUGAUAUAUUACUGAAUAAUAUUCAACAAAUAACAGUUAAAAAGUGCUAAGAAGAGUGAAUUUAUUUUUUAAACUGGUAGUGUUGCCAGUGCUGCUGACAGCAGGUCGUACAUGUGACUUGUGCUCGUAAAGAAUGCGGUAGGAUGCGCAUCCAGGAAAUAUGUAUCACGUCCCUUACCUUGGUGGCAUUUGUAUGCCUCUUGGGUCAGAACGGGCUUGCGCUCAAUCAAAAUACAAAACAACAUCAACGAUUUAUCAGAGCAGAUGAAAUACUCGAAAGUGACACUAUUCUUGAUGUAAGUUCAGUAAGGUCCGAACAUAAUUUACAUGACACACUUAUUGGUAACACAACAAAAUAUAUAAAAGACAUAGAAAUUAAACCAUCAGAAAAUAAAAAAAAAAUACUUGGACUAAUUGACGGAGCUGUUGGACUUAGUAAAUUGAAAAAUGAAACAAAAUAUCAUAGACCUAAGGAUAGUAAAAUGGAAGAAAAGACCAUGAAGUUAUCAGGAUUAUUUGUUACUGAACCAACUACAUUACCCACAAGUACGAGUGAUCAAGUUAACAAAAACAUUCAUCAUUUAAGUGAUUUUUCAUUGAACAGCCAACCAAUUUUAAAUUCUUCAUUAAUUAACGUUGAAAAAAUAUCAACACAAUUUGAAACAAGAGAAUCGAACUUUUCACGAGCUCGCGCACUCAAUAUAUCGACGCCAGAGCCUACAAAUUCCUUAAACGCUAAUCUAACGGACCUUAGUGACGUGAGCAUGGAUGAUGAAGAUAAAGAAGUUGAAGGCGGAGAAUACAUCGCAAAUCAUAAUGACACUUAUACGGAAAUAACACCGGUAAUUUUAUUAAGUGAACAUAAAUGUAUGGAAAAUAAUAAAACGUAUGCAGUUGGAGAUAAAAUUAUACGAAAUUGUAAUGAAAAGUGCGUCUGUGGACAAAAUGGAACAAUCCAAAACUGUGAACCUCUCUGUAUUCCACCUUAUGUACGAGCAAGCAAAGGAACUCAAGAUCCUUUUUGUCAUGAGCAAAAAGUGAGCGAGGAUGGAUGUUGUGCUGUUGUAGUAUGUGCUGAUUCUGCACCAGAACCUGAUGAAACUUGUUUUUUCGCCAACAAACCCAUAUUACGAGGACAACGAGUUGAAGAUGGAUGUACCAAAACAUGCUUUUGUGAUAUUGGUGGUGUGCUUAAAUGCGAACCUCGAUGUCCACCGAAUGAAACAACUUCUGAGAUACAUAAUCAUGAUCGAUGCGUUGCUUUAGCUGAUCCACGAGAUCCUUGCUGUACAAUAACGUAUUGUGAUGUAAGUCUUGGAGAGCAUGAAAUUAAGUCAGAAAAUGUAGCUGAUCUUAGUGUUAGUCUUACAGAUGUUAAAGUUCUAAAUUCAACAGCUGUAAAACUUAAAUUGUCUUCAGAACUAACGAAUAAGACAGUUAUUGAAAUAUCUAAAAAUAAUCAUAUUUGGAGUCAACAGAAUCCCGACAAAGGAGGAAUAUUAUUAAAUCUAGAACCAGCUCAUAGUUAUUAUAUUAGAAUAACGGAAGAAGGUCGAACUGGACCAGCUAUACGAGUUACCCUACCAGCCGAAGUAAUAAAAACUAAUAUAACGGAAAAAAUGGAUAAAAAUUCUUGUAGUCAUCGGGGUAAACUAUAUAAAAUUGGUGCCGAAUGGUAUGAUGAGUGUAUUUCCUUCUGUGUCUGCAAUGAAGGUGCGAAAACUGAGUGCAUCACUAUCGAAUGUCCUACAGACUUCGGUCUCGAUGUUCUUGAUCCUCAUUGUCUUGAUUGGGAAACUGUACCUCCUAAUUUCGUAGCUAAAGCUCCUCAUUGCUGUCCUCAAGAAGUACGCUGUCGAAAUAAUGGAUCAUGUGAUUAUGAAGGUAAAACGUAUGAUAACUGGAGUGAAAUUCCAAGUAAUGUUACUGGUUGUGAAAAGAGAUGUUAUUGUGAUAUGGGAAAAGUAUCCUGUCAAGCAGCAUGCCCACCAGUUUUAGCUUUACCUCCAGCUAGUUUACAAUGUUCUAAUCGAGCAAUACUAGCUAAAUUACCUCAUGAUGAAUGUUGUUCUCACUGGAUAUGCGAUCCAACAGGAUCUUCCUCUUCAGGAAAAAAUACAUCGUUCGCGUCCCUUGGUCCCAUGACGAUUGACCUGAAAAACCAGCAAUCCAUUGACAAUAGUGAAAAACCAAGUAACAAAUCCAAAAUACUAUCAAAGCCUAUUCAAGAGGUAGGAAGCAGUGGCUCUUCUCAUCUGUGGUACAAUCAAAACAUGGUGUCAACUUCUAAUGCUCCUGAAUUAUUACAUUAUCCUAUGGACCCUGGUCAUCCUACUAUUCCGUAUAAUGGUCCAUAUAAUCCAGACUAUAAACCUACUGAAGCCAGUGUAGAGGAAAUAUUUCAAUUAUCCAAUAAACAGCAUGAAAAGAUUGCACCACCUUUGAAAGAUAAAUCUAAAUCAAAAACAGAUUCUAAAAAACUUAUUGAACCAAUCAAACAACAUAAAGAAAUUAUCGAACAACAUUUAUUACAUCAUCAUCAACCCAUACAAGAAAAUUUCCCUGGUCCGUUAGCGCCAGAUAAAUUUCCAUUAAUAAACUCAGGAAAUAAUAAAAAGAACACUGAAAACUUCAAUAUUCCAACUAAAAAUCUUAACAAACUUUCUUCUCCGCCAAUCAAAGAAGUUAAUACAGCAGAUCAACCUCAGUUUAUUUCUCUUAAUAAUCCUGAUUCUGCUUCAUUUUCAUUUUCUCCUAUUAACGGUGAAAAUAUCCCACCAGCUAAAUUUGAUCCAACACAAUUUGAUAAUUCAGCUGCGGGACCACCUUACAGGGAUAUUGAAUCCACAUCUGUAAAACAGAAUACACAAGAUCCUUUAUAUAAUAUACCUACAAAUACAAAGAAAAAAACUCCUGGCGGUAUAUUUAGUGAUGAAUUAAAACCCAAACCAGAUUAUCCAUCGUCAACAAAAAUUAAAUCAAGUCAAAAGAUGCCAGAUCAAGGAAUUCUUCCUGAAGAAAUUUUACAUUUGAUUAAUCUUCAUCACCCAGGCAUAGCUCAACCAGAGAAUCAUCCAAUUGAAAGUCAUCCUGGUCUUUACGAAUUUCAUCAACAGAUAUCAAAUCAAGGUGAUUCACCAACAAACCAAAUUCCAUUGGGAUAUUUUGGUGUACCAAUUCAAGGAUCUAAAAAAGUAAAGCCUCAAAUAGUUGCUCACAAAAAUGAAGAUGGUGAGACAACUUAUCAUAUCCAUACACAAGAAAUUCCUAAUUCUAAUCAACAAAUUGAAGAAUUACUUGCUCAUAUAAAUCAGUAUAAUACCAAUCUUGGUUCUCUUCAAAAUUAUCCACAUCAAAAUCCCCUUAUUCACCCUUAUCAAAAUGGAUUGCCUGCACAGCCACCUCGCAUCGAUGCUCACACCCCGAAUUCAGGAGUUUUGCACUUGAACCAUCCAUUCAACGCUCAAGCACCCAUGCAAUCAGGUUUAUCAGAGGAUACGUAUACUACGAAUUUUCCAAUACACAGCGGUAUUUCUACAUAUUCUCACAAUGUUCCUGGUCAACCGUUGACGAAUGAAGUAUUUAUCAAGGCUCUCGAUGCUCUUGAUGAGAAAACAGUGAGAUUAAUUUUUACAGUACCUUCAAUUUUAGUAGGACUUCAUGGUCGUGUUGAACUACGUUACACAAGUGAUAAAGCAAAUAUGGAUCCUUCAACAUGGGAAUCUCAAGUAUUUAUACCACCGAAUGACAUUAUAGCAACACCUCAACUAGAAUUUGAACUCGAUGGAUUAGAACCAGCUACUGAAUACAAAGUCCGAGUGAUAGUUAAUUUAAGAGAUAUAAAAACUAGUCCGAGUAGCAAAAUUUACAGUGUUCGAACUCUUAAUAAACAUGAAGAACUUACAACAUUACCCCCUCAAAUUCCUAUUGAUGCUGAAUUGAGAGUAAUGGAAAUCAACUCAAGUUGGAUUAAUGUAAUUUGGAAGAAAUUUACUGAAUAUGAACUUCAAUUUAUUGAUGGUGUUCAGUUGAGAUAUAAAGAACAUGAUAGUAAAGUAUACGCUACAACAUCACUUAUUCAUAGAGCAGUAACUAAUUAUUUCAUUGAGAACUUGAAACCAUCAACUACAUAUGAAAUUGGAAUUUCUAUUAUUCCAUUUCCUGGUCAAACAACAGAGCUUAUUAGUGAAAGAACGAUACAAAUUACAACUUCCGUUGAACCGGAUCCCUACUCAUUUGAUGUAAAAGUAGAAAUAAAAAUGGUUAAAUCACAAGAUGUUGAAAUAUCAUGGAGUGGAGUUCCUUAUCCAGAAGACAAAUACGUCAACAUCUAUCGAGCAAUUUAUCAAAGUGAUAGUGGAAAAGGCGAUACAAGCACAUUUAAAAUAGCAAAAAGAGAUUCUCCAGCUAAAACAAUAAUAAAUGAUCUUAAACCUGGCACUAGGUAUCGAUUGUGGCUUGAAGUUUAUUUAACUAAUGGAAGAAUAAAAAAAAGUAAUGUACAAGAUUUUAUCACGAAACCUGGUACAGUUUUACCUGUUGGUAUUUCUCAACAAGGAAAACUUGCGUCAAUUCCAUUACAUGAAGGAAACUAUUAUGGACCUCUAGUCAUUGUAGCAAUUGUUGCGUCUCUUGCUAUUCUGUCAACACUCAUACUUUUGAUGAUGCUAAUGAAAAGGAGAUCAAGUAGUAAAGCAGAUAUAUCACCUCGUAAAACAACAUCAGCCUACGAUAAUCCUUCCUACAAGACCUGUGAGGAAAUAGUAACAAUCACAAAUGGUCGGAAUAAAGCAUCGGAGCAUGAAAUGUCUGCUAUUAAUUUAAAUCUCGAUACCAAGGAAAGUGCAUAAAUUGCAUCAAUAGUAGUUAUUAACGAUUAUGAUAUAUAUAUAUAACGAUAAAAUAUAUGAUAAACAUAAAAAAUAAUACGAUUUAUCCUUAUGAAUAUUUUUAAAACUAGAUAUUUAAUUUUUUUAUGUUUAGUCAACUGGUUUAUUUAUUUUCCAUUGAAGAAAAAAAAACAGUAUAUACAGAUAAUGAAUAUGAAACUCAAUAAAUUGUCUUUUAAUUAAUUUCAACAAUUUAAGAUAACUUUAUAUUUAUGAUAAUUAAUUAUAUAUCCAAUUUAUGAUUCGUAAAUACUUGUACAUAGAACUUUUGUGCAAUACAUAAUUUGUGUAAUUUUUUAUUAAUACUACUAUUUCUUAUAAAAAUCGAUUGAAAAAUUUCCGAAGAAAAAGAUU
Chelonus insularis is the source of this 5527-nucleotide messenger RNA. It is a transcript of the gene sas, whose product is annotated as stranded at second. Gene Ontology annotation, cellular component: extracellular matrix. The record is from RefSeq and is a predicted model, not a curated record. NCBI's taxonomy places the organism in Eukaryota, Metazoa, Arthropoda, Insecta, Hymenoptera, Braconidae. Bases 428 to 5134 code for a protein of 1568 amino acids. Gene Ontology annotation, biological process: cell adhesion; signal transduction. Gene Ontology annotation, molecular function: heparin binding; integrin binding. The transcript has 12 exons.